GCCCCAGGCGUGGGUCACGCUCUCGCUCGUUCUCUUUCUGCCGCCAUCUUGGCUCCGCGUCCCCCGCACGAAAUGCCCGGUGAAGCCACAGAAACCGUCCCUGCCACGGAGCAGGAGCUGCCACAGCCCCAGGCUGAGACAGGAUCUGGGACAGAAUCUGACAGUGAUGAAUCAGUACCAGAACUUGAAGAACAAGAUUCUACACAGGCAACCACACAGCAAGCUCAGCUGGCAGCAGCAGCUGAGAUCGAUGAAGAACCAGUUAGUAAAGCAAAACAGAGCCGGAGUGAAAAGAAGGCAAGGAAGGCUAUGUCCAAAUUGGGUCUUCGACAAGUUACAGGGGUUACUAGAGUCACGAUUCGAAAAUCUAAGAAUAUCCUCUUUGUCAUCACAAAACCAGAUGUCUAUAAGAGCCCAGCUUCAGAUACCUACAUAGUUUUUGGGGAAGCAAAGAUUGAAGAUUUAUCUCAACAAGCACAGCUAGCAGCUGCUGAGAAAUUCAAAGUUCAAGGUGAAGCUGUCUCAAGCAUUCAGGAAAAUACACAGACUCCAACUGUACAGGAGGAGAGUGAAGAGGAAGAGGUUGAUGAAACAGGUGUGGAAGUUAAGGAUAUAGAAUUGGUCAUGUCACAAGCAAAUGUGUCUAGAGCAAAGGCAGUCCGAGCCCUGAAGAACAACAGUAAUGAUAUUGUAAAUGCUAUUAUGGAAUUAACAAUGUAACCAUCUGGAAAAAUGGAGACCCUUUUUUUGGUGUUUCAAAAGAGUAAUUACAGCUUGGUUUGAAAUUUGUACUGUUUCUAUCAUUAAUAAAGUUAUGGCUUCUUGUUGGAUGAA
Messenger RNA from Suncus etruscus (white-toothed pygmy shrew), 834 nucleotides. Its product is annotated as nascent polypeptide-associated complex subunit alpha. Gene Ontology annotation, cellular component: cytoplasm; nascent polypeptide-associated complex. The transcript is spliced from 8 exons. The coding region runs from base 73 to 720 and encodes 215 amino acids. The record is from RefSeq and is a predicted model, not a curated record. NCBI's taxonomy places the organism in Eukaryota, Metazoa, Chordata, Mammalia, Eulipotyphla, Soricidae. Gene Ontology annotation, biological process: protein targeting to membrane.